CAAAAGCGAGUUGCGCACCGCCGUAAAACAGCACACGCGUGUAAUCCCUCCUGCAGUGCAGCAGCGGCGACAGCAGAGCUUUGUGUUUGGAUGACAGUCACACACACGCCGAUUGUUGCCGCGCCCGGAGGGCGAGCGAGUUAUGAUGGAACUGCAGCAGACGAACGCAGUCAAAGAGCAGUGCGCAGAUGCGCCGCAACGAGGCGCCGCGGUUAGCUUUCACAACAUUCACUACAAAGUGACUCAAGCUCAAGGAUGUUUAUGCUGGAGGAAGAAAAGGAGCACCAAAGAUAUCCUGAUUGACCUCAAUGGCAUCAUGAAGCCCGGCCUCAAUGCGAUCAUGGGAGCAACCGGAAGUGGAAAGUCAUCGUUCCUAGAUGUCUUGGCUGCCCGGAAGGAUCCUGCCGGUCUGUCGGGGGAAGUCCUCAUUGACGGCGCCCCUCAACCACCCAACUUUAAGUGUCUAUCGGGGUACGUGGUGCAGGAUGACGUGGUGAUGGGAACACUGACGGUCAGGGAGAACUUCAGCUUCUCGGCGGCGCUCCGUCUUCCGUCCAGUGUUUCUCGGGCAGCCAAGGAACAGAAAGUGGUCCAGCUGAUCCAGGAGCUCGGACUGAGCCGCGUGGCCGACUCCCGGGUGGGCACCCAGCUGAUUCGAGGCAUCUCCGGGGGCGAGCGGAAGCGCACCAACAUUGGCAUGGAGCUAAUCAUCGACCCGCCCGUUCUCUUCCUGGAUGAACCCACGACCGGCUUGGAUGCCAGCACCGCCAACUCUGUCCUGAUGCUACUCAAAAGGAUGGCCAGCAGGGGGCGCACCAUCAUCCUGUCCAUCCAUCAGCCUCGCUACUCCAUUUAUCGCCUCUUUGACAGCCUCACUCUGCUUGUCAACGGCAGACAGGUGUACCACGGGCCGGCAAACAGCGCUCUGGACUACUUUUCAGAAAUCGGGUACAUCUGUGAGCCUCACAACAACCCUGCAGACUUCUUCCUGGACGUUAUCAACGGAGACUCCACCGCAAUGGCCGUCGGCAACAUAGACGGAGAAGGUGUGUUGCCAAAUGAAUGCUCACUUUUUGGGUUUUUUUCUUUUAACCCGCUUGUAAUCCUCCUUCUAGAUUCGGACUCUGUGUUGAAAUCCAGACAGGGAAUCGAGGACAAACUGGUGGAGGAAUACAGAAACUGUUCUGACUUUAAGCGAACCAAAGCAGAGUUGGAGAGAAUUCUCCAAGGUAAAAAGGCGAGCAGCACCGCUCGCUCCAGAACCAUCACCUACAAUACCAGCUUCCUGACGCAGUUCCGCUGGGUUCUUCAGAGGACCUUCCGUAACCUCCUGCUCAACCCGCAGACCUCCAUCGCUCAGGUGGCAGUUACGUUGUUCCUUGCUCUGGUUGUCGGAGCCAUUUUCUUCAACGUCCAGGAAGACCAGAGCGGAAUCCAAAACAGGUUCGGCGCCCUCUUCUUCAUCACCGUCAACCAGUGUUUUAGUUCCUUGUCGUCGGCCGAGCUCUUCAUCGCCGAGAGGAAACUCUUCAUUCACGAGUACAUCAGCGGUUACUACCGGGUGUCGGUCUACUUUCUGUCCAAGAUCCUCUCGGACAUCGUGACGCUGCGGACCAUCCCCGCAAUGGUGUUCAGCUGCGUGGCCUACUUCAUGAUAGGCUUAAAGCCAACGGCGGAGGCCUUUUUCCUCUUCAUGUUCACCGUGACUCUGGUGGCGUACACCGCCACUGCCAUGGCGCUGGCCAUCUCUGCCGACCAGACAGUGGUGGCCAUCGCCAACAUUUUCAUGACCAUCGCCUGCGUCUUCAUGAUGAUCUUUGCGGGCCUGCUGGUCAAUCUUCCUUCCAUCGUCAGCUGGCUGGCUUGGUUGAAAUACUUGAGCAUACCUCGCUAUGGUCUCGGUGCUCUGCAGGUGAAUGAGUUCUACGGGCUGGACUUCUGCCGCGGCCUCAACAGCAGCAGUGUGCCCCCAGGGACAAUUUGUAAGGGCCAGGACUUCUUGGACGAGCAAGGCGUGGAAUACUCGGCUUGGGGCUUUUGGCAGAACCACGUGGCCCUCGGGGUCAUGACCAUCUCCUUCCUCGCCAUUGCUUACCUCAAACUGCGCUACAUAAGAAAGUUCACCUAGACUAUACUGGACAUGCUUGGAAACAAAAGCAGAUAUUGAAAAAAAAAUUGCGGGUGGUGAAGAAAAUACUGGUGUCUCUAUUUGCACACAAAAAAUAUAAUCGACACAUUUGAUUUGCAGUAAUUUCAUUAAUUGUACUGCCUCACAUUCUAUUAUUUAUCAGUUAAUAGUUUUAACUUGUAUUUUAGUAUCUAAUUACAAAUAUGCAUAUGUACUGUAUAGUUUAGAUUUGUUUUUUUAAUUUGCUAUGUUUGGUUCCACUACUUCAGUUUUAAGCUUUCAAGUUUUAUUGUACCGUCACAAUAACAAUAAAAAAAAUAACCAUGUGCUUUU
Messenger RNA from Syngnathus acus (greater pipefish), 2461 nucleotides. RefSeq names its product broad substrate specificity ATP-binding cassette transporter ABCG2-like. The record is from RefSeq and is a predicted model, not a curated record. Gene Ontology annotation, cellular component: plasma membrane. Bases 143 to 2128 code for a protein of 661 amino acids. The transcript has 18 exons. NCBI's taxonomy places the organism in Eukaryota, Metazoa, Chordata, Actinopteri, Syngnathiformes, Syngnathidae. Gene Ontology annotation, molecular function: ABC-type transporter activity; ATP binding; ATP hydrolysis activity.